CCUCCUCUUAACCGUUUAACCCCUGCCCUAUCCUGCCAGGUCCCUCCCUCCUGUCACGUGGUGUAGUUGAUGAACAGGUUAGACCGUCCACGUUAGUCCUUCAGUUACUCUCGUAUCAUCACAACAUUUCUGUUGACCAGAAGUUAGUAAGGUCAGGGUCCUGCCGCCAGAGUUAGCGUGCGUUUUGCUUCAUUGCGACAGCAGGAAGCGUCUUGACGCGUAGUUGAGGUCGGCAGCCCUGUCUUAAAGGACUCCGGGAGAAAGUUGUCGCCAUAAGUGAGAGUGCUUAAGUCUGAAAGCCUCCGGCGCUUUGGUGGGACACAAGAUGGCUGGCACCCGGAGUAUCAUGUGGGACGGCUGGGCCCGCGCGCCUAAAGCCUGUACCGUCUGUCAGCAAGUCUCCGAGCACCCCUUCACCAUGACCUGUAACCACGUCCUGUGCGACACGUGUCUGGGGGAAUGCUCCCGCGGCAGGGGGAGGACCAACUUCAAGUGUCCGACCUGCCGCCGACCGGUCAGCCUCGGCAGGGCAGCUCUGUUGUCGUCGUCUUCACAAGAUCACGACGUCGAUCGUCUGAAAGGCGAGAAGAUCGUGCCGGUGUCUCAGACCCAAGAGAAGCCACAGAUGCCCGACCCCGAUGACCUGUCGGAGAAGCUGAAGAACAAGCGGCUGCUGCAGCUGGAUGAGAGCAGCUGUGACGACCACCUGCACGAGGUGUUCAGGUACUUCUGUCUGCGGUGUGACCGGCCCAUCUGUGAGGAGUGUCUUCUGGGAGAUCAUAACGAACACAAGGUGGCCCGACUGCAGGACGUCAAACAGCAGAUCAGGAAACAGAUCACUGGUCUCGUAGACCAGAAUUCCGGUCGUUUGGACGAGUUGAAGGACAGUCUGGAUGUGCUGGGACAAAUGGAGCUGGAGCUGGCCGCCGAGAAGGCUGAUGCCGAGACUGAUAUCGAAGAACACGCCCGCAAAGUCACAGAAGAAGUCCAGAGACAGAAACUGCAGCUUCUACAGGAGCUGAACGAAGAGUACGAGAGGGCGCAACAACCAAUGAGCAGCGACUUUCACAAGGUGUCCACCACUGUCAACGCCUUCGAAGGAGCGAAGAGAGCCGGGGACCGGGGAGACGUCCUGGAGAUGCUGCGGUGCAGGAAGCUGCUGGCCGAACUGUCCAGGAAGCCGGUCAUUCCCGUCUGCCAGACCGUCAAUCACUUCGAGUUCCGGCCGUCUAACCGCCCUGUCGAGCUGGGGAAGCUGCUCGCUCGUCAGACAGGCAGAUCACAAGGCCCUGGGUCUGUGCCGGUGAGAGGGCCCUUUGCCGGGGACAUCCCUCCUGUGUCGUACAGCGAUGAACCGCCGAGUCCGCGUCAGUCGCCUGACAUGAAUAAACAGAGAAUGCUGGAUGCUGCUCUAGCAGACAUGAUGUCAGAGCCAAAGUCGUCAGACGAAGUCCACCAGGGAGUCGCUCCCGGGUCUUUCAACAGACCGCCGGGACCAAUGGAAGGGGCUCCUCCAACUUACAUGAAUGGUACAGCCGAGCCGUUCAACGCGGAUGUUGUAAACAGUGCUCCUCCCCCACAACACCCGCCUCUUUCACAACAACAACAACAACAACAACAACAACAACAACAACAACAACAACAACAACAACAACAACAACAACAACAUUCCCCUCCCCCGCAUCUCCCCCCUCCCCCACCGGAGCGGCAAGUGGUGCCCAGCCCGCCGGCGCUCCAGUUCGGCAGCCCCGGGGACCAGCUGGGGGAGUUCACGGAUCCAGUCCGUGUCAGGGUGUCGGAAACAGGCGACAUCUUCGUCCUGGAUCGUAAGAGAAAAAGUAUCAGCGGCCGCCUCCACAAGUUCGACUCACAGGGCGCGCUGCUGAAAACGUUCGGCACGAGAGACAUCUACCCCGUCUCGUUUGUGUUGAACAAGGACAGGACAUUCUGCAUUAUGGACAACGACGAAGGGGGCGUCAUCAUACAAAGGUACAGUGAAGAAGGUGAUCCCAUCCAAGAGAACGUCUUCAGUCCCAGUGGCGGGAAGUUUAAAAGUCUCCGUGACGCCACGUCUCUUCCUGACGAUGAGAUCGCGAUUAUCGACAACGCAGGGCUGGUGUGUGUCAUCAACAGUCGCGGGGAGGAACAGAGACGCUUCAUGGUCCACCCAGAGAACAAAGUCAAGCGCCGAACGUCCUUCGGAAGCAAGAAGAACCUGACCCGAGGGGAUUUCUACCUCGGCAGCAACCCGCAGAACGGAGACAUCCUGGUGGCCUCGGGCUUCGACCACUCCGUCAGGGUGUUCGACAGCCUCGGCAAUCUCCGUGUGCAGUUCGGAUCAGUCGGGAAAAAGGAGUCCAACCUGAAGAGUCCCAAAUGUCUGUGUGUGGACAGGGAAGGUUAUGUUAUUGUAGCCGACUCUGGCAACUCGCGAGUGUCCGUGUUUAACGAGCGGGGACGCUUUGUCGGGCACGUCGGGGUGCGGGCGGGCGGGCUGGACAAACCGUACGGCAUCGCGCGCACGGCAGACGGCAGGGUCGUGGUGUCUGACACGGGGAGAUGCUGCGGAUUUGUGUUCAAUUACCAGUAAUGGAGAUGAAGUCACGCUGUACAAUUUCAGGGUGGCAAAACAAAACAAAAUAAUCCCUCCUACUAUAAAAU
Messenger RNA from Branchiostoma belcheri (Belcher's lancelet), 2661 nucleotides. Its product is annotated as tripartite motif-containing protein 2-like. The transcript has 5 exons. The record is from RefSeq and is a predicted model, not a curated record. Lineage: Eukaryota; Metazoa; Chordata; Leptocardii; Amphioxiformes; Branchiostomatidae. Bases 326 to 2590 code for a protein of 754 amino acids. Gene Ontology annotation, molecular function: zinc ion binding; translation repressor activity; protein binding. Gene Ontology annotation, biological process: protein polyubiquitination; negative regulation of translation; proteasome-mediated ubiquitin-dependent protein catabolic process.